AUGAACAAUCGGUUCACAGUAACUCUACUUUUUGUUUUUCAGCUUCUUUGUGCUGCAGCCACUGCUGAUACCAUCGGGGGAUGUAGUCCCCAAUCUGUUUCUAAAGGUCUAUACGCCGAAUAUAUCAAGACCACUCUUAAAGAAUAUGGUGUUUGGAAUAAGACUGAAGCUACUACUGGGCUUUCUGCACUUGACAAAAGCGAGGCAGAGUACUCCUGGGGGGGAAUAACCAAUCAAAAUUUCAACAUCGUUGGUCUGGCUGAUGGUACAGCUACAGAUGGUGACCUAUAUGGAAAUACGGUUAACAUAGAGUACUUUGGUUUGAGACUUUCAGGAUACUUUUAUGCCAGUACAACCGGAGACUACACUUUCGACAUAGACUAUGUUGACGAUGCUGCAUCUAUCACACUCGGAGCAGGAGUUGCAAUGGAUUGUUGUGGACUGGAGCUCACAGGAAAUGUUGAAGAAAAUGCUUACAUCUAUGCAGUAAAAAAGAGCACAACUGUAAGGAAGACCGUUACUCUUACAGCAGGAGUCUAUUAUCCGAUUAAAGUGGUCUACUACCAAGCAAAUGCCUAUGCUGAGUUUGAAAUGUCCGUACUCUAUCCUGAUGGAACAAAUCAUACAACUGACAUU
Molecule: messenger RNA, 636 nt
Organism: Yamadazyma tenuis ATCC 10573
Lineage: Eukaryota; Fungi; Ascomycota; Pichiomycetes; Serinales; Debaryomycetaceae
Source: RefSeq, a predicted model, not a curated record